AUGUUCCAGCUGCUCGAGUGCCACGACGCGGUCCUCCGCGGCCAGAGGCUCAGCAGCGUGAGCAAGGGCGCCUUUGCGGAGAUCGGCCGGCAGGCGGCGGGCGCGGCAGGGUACGUCAUCGUCGACUCGUGCCUCGUCGCCUCGCAGUUCCUGUUCUGCGUCUCGUACCCGAUCUUCAUCGCCACCAACACGCGCGCCGUCCUCGAGUCGCUCCUCCCGCUGCCGCCCUCCGUCACCUUCCUCACGCUCGUCCAGCUGCCUGUGAGAGACAUACAUCGCCUAGGCUGGCCAAUGCUCGUGGCAAACCUGGUGCUGUGGUGCACCGUCGCGGUCAUCCUCGCGCUCAUCGGCACGGACCUCGUGCAGAGCCACUUCGAGCACGUCGGAGAGGUUGCGUGGACGGCGAGGUUCGGUCCCGGCACGCUGCUCUUUGCCGCGCAGGCCGUGGUGGCCUUCGAGGGGAUCGGCAUCGUGCUGCCGGUACGCGAGGCGAUGAGCGAGCCGGAGGCGUUCCCACGCAUGAUCGUCGCGUGCAUGGCCCUCGGCACCGUCGCCUUCCUCGUCUUCGGGAUCUGCUCGUACGCGACCGCAACCUUCGUCACCCUCAACCUGAACGGCGGCGCGGCGCUCGGCGUCCGCGCCGCCUUCUUCUUCCCCGCGAUGGUCGCUCUCGAGGACAAGCUCGGCCUCUCCGACGAGAGCGGCCUGCUGCCCUGCUGCGCGGCGCGCACCUGCCUGGUCCUCGCCGCCUUUGCCAGCUCGCUCUACGCGCCGUACGAGAACCUGAUGGGGCUCGCCGGCGGACUGUGCGCGGUGCCGCUCGCCUUCAUCUUUCCCGGCUGGUUCCACUUGCGGCUGUGCAAGCCGCGGUACGGCGAGGGGCGCGCCCUCGAUAUCACGCUCGUUGCGUUUGGAGUUGUGAUGGCGCCAGUCGCGGUGACCACCACGCGCACCACGAAAGCUCUCGUUCACGCCGUCGGCCUGAUGGCAUAG
Messenger RNA from Emiliania huxleyi CCMP1516, 993 nucleotides. RefSeq lists its product as hypothetical. Gene Ontology annotation, molecular function: amino acid transmembrane transporter activity. The record is from RefSeq and is a predicted model, not a curated record. Gene Ontology annotation, biological process: amino acid transmembrane transport. The transcript is spliced from 6 exons. Bases 1 to 993 code for a protein of 330 amino acids. NCBI's taxonomy places the organism in Eukaryota, Haptophyta, Isochrysidales, Noelaerhabdaceae.